GCCCCUUCCUUCUGGGCGCACUGACCAGGAAACAUGGCGGCGCCCUUGGCUAGAAGGUCUGUGUGGCCGGUGACAGGGAGGACUCUCAGUACAGCGGCUGCUCUGUGCCGCCGAGCCGCUCCUUUGGGCCCCCUUCCCAAUGACCAGUUUAGGGAUAAGGAUUUGGAGUCACUGAAGAAGUAUCGCAGCUUCAUAAAGUAUUACCGACAAGCUGACCGAGAGAGCAAGAAAACAAACUGGUGGAGGACGUACAGGCAGUUCCUGUACCCGAGCAAAGGUGAAGGCGUGCAGAAGGUUGACAUUGGCUUCCCAUGGGUGUCCUCUUCUGUGACAGAAAGACUAAAGGCCCAGAAGGAAGUGCUGAAAGGAAAUCACAAAAACCCAGAGCUCGAAAAAGCCUCACGUCAGCGCUCAUUGCUUAUUCCCUUGGAUGAAGUUCGGGCAGAGUGGGAAAGGACAAGUGGCCCCAGUCACAUACAGAGAGUGGCAGAGCAUUAUGGAGUGUACCAGGAUCUUUUUGGAGAAGCCACAUUUGUUCCUAGGGUCACAUUAAGAGUCCAGUACAACACAGAAGAGGAUGCAGUGAUGCCUGUUUACUACGGCAAUGUAGUUACUCCGAAAGAGGCUGCAGCCACUCCAGAGGUUUCAUUCAAGGCAGAGGAAGGUUCCCUGUGGACCCUAUUACUAACCAAUCCAGAUGGCCACUUGAGGGAGACAGACUCGGAAUAUGUGCACUGGCUGGUAGGUAACAUUCCUGGUAACGCAGUAUUUUCUGGAGAAGAGCUGUGUCACUACUUCCCCGCAUUUCCUGCUAAAGGCACAGGAUCCCACAGAUACAUAUUCAUCCUGUUCAAGCAAGAACAACGCAUUGAUUUCAAGGAUGAGUUGCGUCCAAACCCUUGUCACAGCCUGAAGUUAAGAACAUUCAAGACUUUGGAUUUCUACAGAAAGUACGAGGACAAGAUGACCCCAGCAGGCCUGGCCUUCUUCCAGUGUGCAUGGGACGACAGCGUGACCAAUGUGUUCCACAAUAUACUCCAUAUGAAGGAACCCAUCUUUGAUCACCAGUUCCCCCCAGUUUAUCAUACACCACAAGUGAAAUUUCCUCAUCUUCAGCCUCUAAGAUAUUUGGACCGAUAUCGGGACUCUGAUGAGCCGACAUAUGGAAUUUACUAAUACAGGGAGACAGAUCAGAGCUUGUGAUUACCUGACUGAUGGACUUUCUGCUCGUGCUCAGGUCACACAGUGCCGCCAUCUAUAUGGAACUUCCUGCAAAUCACUGUAAAUGUCUGUACACGGGCACGUGCUAAUGACACACAGUUGAACAAGGGAACCAUCUUUUACAGGCAUACGUCUGCUGCCCCGGGAAGAAAAUGGUUACAUCAGAAGUUUUUGUAUUAAAAAAGUUGAUAACAAUUUCUGUUCCUUGGUUAUAAACUCCAGUUGUGGAUAGGUCACUAGUUAUAUGCCAUUUUCUCCUGUUUUAAAACAGCAUGUGUUUCCUAAGGAGAAGAAAGUCACGUUUGGUGAAGUUAAGAUUUUCUGACCAUAUAAGUGCAGAAUCUGAUGUAA
Molecule: messenger RNA, 1572 nt
Organism: Bufo bufo (common toad)
Lineage: Eukaryota; Metazoa; Chordata; Amphibia; Anura; Bufonidae
Gene: MRPL38
Product: mitochondrial ribosomal protein L38
Exons: 9
Coding region: 34-1176 (380 amino acids)
Cellular component (GO): mitochondrial large ribosomal subunit
Source: RefSeq, a predicted model, not a curated record